AUGGCUGUAGGAGCGGCCAGUCCUCGCCUGUCCGUCUCCGGGCCUGGCCUGGCUGUGGCCGAGCGCCUCUCUGUGCCCCCCGCCCGCGGCCGCCUCUGCCGCCUGCGCAUGGGGAGUUGGCGUCACUUUUCUAAAUGGUUUCUCGGCCAUCGCUGGUCCCGCCCCAGACUUCGGAACAGCGUGGAAAAGUUGUCCCCUGCGGCCGUCUCCUCCCUCGCUCCCGCUCAGGAUGCCGAACCCCCGGAUCUGCUCUUUCCUUCUUCGGCCUCUCGGGAAUGCUGUCGCUUCUUCGGAGACAAAGGCUUGACUCUGAAGGUGUUCUGUACCCGGGCAGCGCCCUUCGGCGUGCUGUGGACGCUCACGAACUACCUGUACUUACACGCAGUAAAGAAAAUUAACACCACGGACGCCUCCGCCCUCUUCUGCUGCAACAAAGCGUUUGUGUUCUUGCUCUCGUGGAUCGUUCUCAGGGACAGGUUCAUGGGAGUGAGGAUCGUGGCCGCCAUCCUCGCCAUCGCGGGCAUUGUGAUGAUGACCUACGCAGAUGGCUUCCACAGCCACGCCGUCAUCGGCAUCGCCCUGGUGGUGGGCUCCGCGUCCAUGUCAGCCCUCUACAAGGUUCUGUUCAAGCUGGUCCUGGGCAGUGCGAAGUUCGGAGAGGCCGCCUUAUUCCUGUCCGUUCUGGGUGUGUUCAACGUCCUCUUCGUCACCUGCAUCCCCGUGGUUCUCUACUUCACCAGGGUGGAGUACUGGAGCCCCUUCGACGCCGUCCCCUGGGGGAACCUCUGCGGGUUCUCGGUCCUCUUAUUGACAUUCAAUAUCGUACUAAAUUUUGGAAUCGCUGUUACGUACCCCACUCUGAUGUCUCUGGGAGUUGUGCUCAGUGUACCCGUGAACGCAGUGGUUGAUCACUACACCAGCACGAUCGUCUUCAACGGGGUCCGGGUCAUCGCCAUCAUCAUCAUCGGCCUGGGCUUCCUCCUCCUGCUCCUGCCCGAGGAGUGGGACGUCUGGCUGAUCAAGCUGCUCACCCGCCUCAAGGCGAGGAAGAAGGAGGAGCCGGCGGAGGGCGCCGGGGACGCGUGCUCCGGACCGCAGAAGAGCCGCAGAGCCCGCCCGCCCUUGGCCCGCUGACGGCAGCGUCUGGCACGUGCAGGGACACUCGCGGUAGGGACUGGGAGGCCUGCCCCUGACGGGACCUCGGUGGGUAAGGUGUACAUACCUGUACAGUUCUGGCAACCUGCGGUAAGUCGCACGGUAUUUAUUGGCAUGUCCAGUUUGCUUGCUCUUCUUCACAUCAGACCUGCCACUUAAGUACCGAUUCAGCGUGACAGCGAAAAGAAAAACCUCUCAGCCCUUUUUCAAUGAAUGUAAAGCAAGUUAAAGUUCUCCUUGCCGAGGUUGCUUUGAGCGGCAGGCAGGGCGAGCGUUUGGAAUCUUAGUAACCGACACCUGCAUCGCACACUGUGACUACUUUUAGCUGUGGUAGGUCAUACUUUGUUUUAUACCAGAGCUGUACUCUUAAUUUUAAGGGAUUUCAAUGAACCAAAAGAUAACCCAUUAAGGUCGUUUGGAUGGAUAGAUGGAUGGGAUGGGAAGAGGUAAAGCAGAAAAAGAGAAUGGACAUCAGAACCAUCCCUAGGACUAGUCUGGGGGCGGCUGUUGGAGGACAGGCCCGAGCCAGGUCACGGAAGGGGGAGGACAGGCCCGAGCCCCAGCCGGCUUGCUCUCACGUGUCUGUGUAAGGUCACGCCACAGAAAUUAUAGUGCCUUCUACAGAAUUUUUGUCUUUACCUAUGUGAAGCGAGGUGACGUCGUAAGUCACUGGCGCCGUCUUAUAAUUUAGAUGUAGACAUCUUUCAAAGCAAAUAAAGCUGUAUACGUGUGUGUGUGUACAAAAACGACAGAACCGACGGGCGUGGCGGAGCGUGGCCGGCGGCGUGCGACACGCACGCGCGCAGGGCGGACUCCGCAGGACGUGAGCUGCUGUCCGCCUCUCCUUCGUGGCCAGGACCGGAAGAUGAUUUACUGAAUCUGUACAUCUUUUUAUGAAACUUUUAAGCCCGAGCUGUUUACGUACACAAUGUAGGUCUGCCAGAAAAUUCUAUCUGUGAUAGAUCUGUAAAGAGGGAAGGGGGUUAGAGUUUACUAUUUUUGAAGUUUACAUUGUUACAUACGAAGCGGAAACCUUAUUUUGAAAUGUCGUAACCCCGCGGUGCGCUCCGGGACCCGGAGUCUUUCGUUUCUUAGGGGCGAGGGCGUUCACGGCCUGAACUUUUUAGCAAAUUGUUAUUCUCGGUUUCCAUUACCCGUUUGGCCAAACAGAUUAAUAAACUAUUUAAAACAGAA
Messenger RNA from Pteropus alecto (black flying fox), 2349 nucleotides. It is a transcript of the gene SLC35F3, whose product is annotated as solute carrier family 35 member F3. Bases 1 to 1134 code for a protein of 377 amino acids. NCBI's taxonomy places the organism in Eukaryota, Metazoa, Chordata, Mammalia, Chiroptera, Pteropodidae. Gene Ontology annotation, cellular component: membrane. Gene Ontology annotation, biological process: thiamine transport. The record is from RefSeq and is a predicted model, not a curated record. The transcript has 6 exons.